Molecule: messenger RNA, 1440 nt
Organism: Triticum aestivum (bread wheat)
Lineage: Eukaryota; Viridiplantae; Streptophyta; Magnoliopsida; Poales; Poaceae
Product: noroxomaritidine synthase 2-like
Exons: 2
Coding region: 1-1275 (424 amino acids)
Molecular function (GO): heme binding; iron ion binding; oxidoreductase activity, acting on paired donors, with incorporation or reduction of molecular oxygen
Source: RefSeq, a predicted model, not a curated record
AUGGCACUCUCCUUCUUGCUUCAACUACUACUCCUAGCACUACCCCUUCUCCUCGUCUUCCUUAUCAAAUGUAGGAGAUCAAGCAACCCAUUGCUGCCAACGGAAUUGCCUAUCGUGGGCAUGCUCCCUAGCCUUAUCGCCAACUGGAACAACCUUCAUGACUACGCCGCAGCCUUCUUGUCCGCCUCCGGGCACAACUUCGAGGUACGCGGCCCUCCGGCCACCAGCGUACGGUACCUCGUCACCUGCAGCCCGGCCAAUGUUCGCCACAUCUUCACCACCAACUUCGCCAACUACGUCAAGGGUGAGGAGCUCGCUGCGGUCCUUGGACUACUGGACGGCACCAUAGUCACCGCCGACGGCGAGUCCUGGCGCCGGCAGCGCGACACCAUCCAUCGUGUCCUGACCAGGCCACGGCUGCUGGCCACCCUAUCCCGCUGCUGCCGCGACGAGAUGGCAGGGGGCCUCGUGCCAUUGCUAAGCCACAUGACGAACGCGCGGGCCGCCUUCGACAUGGAGGACUUGCUUGGGAGGCUCGUGCUCGACAUCAUUGUCGACAACCCCAACCCGGACCCGGAUUUUCUUAACCGGGGCAGAGAGCCCACUGACUUCCUGAUCAGGACGUUCAUCAACUUCAUGGUGGCGAUGCAUGACCCGAUGGGGUCGGCCCUGUCGUGGCUCAUCUACAACCUCGCCACGCACCCGCACGCCAUGCUUGCCAUCCGCGAGGAGCUGGCGCCCAUCGCCGCCGCACGACGCAAAUCUGCCAGGGGCGUCGUGGUGUUUGAGCCAGACGAGACCAAAGACCUAGUGUACCAGCGCGCGGCCAUGUUCGAGUCACUGAGGCUGUACCCGAUCGCGCCCAUGGAGCGCAAGGAGGUCCUCGCCGACGACCUGCUGCCUAGCGGCCACAAGGUGCGGGCCGGCAGCACCAUCCUGAUCUCCACCUACAGCAUGGGGAGAUUGGAGGAGGUGUGGGGAGAGGACUGCCGGGAGUACAGGCCGGAGAGGUGGCUGUCAUCCAACGCAGACGGGAGCGGCCACACGCUGCGGCACGUGCCGUCUCAUGAGUUCGUCGCAUUCAACACCGGACCGAGGGCGUGCCUCGGCAAGAACAUCUCCGUGGCGCUGGUGACAUCCAUCGUCGCCACGGUGGCGUGGAACUUCGAUGUGGAGGUGCUGCAUAGUAACACCGUGAAGCCUAAGCUGUCGGUUAUUCUGCAGAUGAAGAACAGGCUCAUGGCCAAAGUUAAGAGGAGAUCAGAGGGCGACUGAGGGAACACCGAUCCAAAUUAAUUGUCACUGAUUUUGUACAACUUAUACUAAAUCACCAACAAUUAAGUUGAAUCAAAGAGAGUAACAAAUAAGCAAAUAAAAUUUUACGGACUUGAGCAUAUGUGACACCUAGCAAGCCGUAUAUCUCCCAAACUAGCUCAGCAU